Messenger RNA from Microdochium trichocladiopsis, 345 nucleotides. RefSeq lists its product as uncharacterized. The record is from RefSeq and is a predicted model, not a curated record. The transcript has a single exon. Lineage: Eukaryota; Fungi; Ascomycota; Sordariomycetes; Xylariales; Microdochiaceae. The coding region runs from base 1 to 345 and encodes 114 amino acids.
AUGUCGUCUUCCCGCACCCAGCAACCCACGAAGAUCGACCUGUCUUCGCCCGACCUGCCCCGGGGCAUCUUCCCACCAGCGGCGGGCACCUCAUCGUCGUCAGCAUCCCAUGCAGCGCCCACGUCACCGCAGCUAGAAAAGUCGGCCGCCCGCGCAAUGAGCUCGACGGACUCGUGGAAGCCCAGCCUCGGCGGGCGCAAGCAGAGCUACCGCAAGGAGGACUACAAGCACACGCUGCAGAUGAGCGGUAUGAGCAGCGGUGGUGGUGGUGGGGGUGGUAGCGGUGUCAUUAACGGUGGCGGUAGCGCCGGCGGGGAUAGGGGUUUUAGUGAGGAGGCGCACUGA